Messenger RNA from Diospyros lotus (date-plum), 2531 nucleotides. RefSeq lists its product as uncharacterized. The record is from RefSeq and is a predicted model, not a curated record. The transcript is spliced from 9 exons. Gene Ontology annotation, molecular function: protein binding. Lineage: Eukaryota; Viridiplantae; Streptophyta; Magnoliopsida; Ericales; Ebenaceae. Bases 74 to 2176 code for a protein of 700 amino acids.
UUGGGGGAAAGGGGGAGAGAUAGAGAGAGAGAGAGCACAGAGGCGAGAGGGAGAGAGAGAGAGAGACAGAGGAAUGGGUAAGGUAUCGACAGCCGAAAUGAGGAAGAAGAAGAAAGGGCGUCCCUCUCUCUCGGAUCUCCAAAAGCGCAAUCUCAAACAGCUGCCGGAUCAGCCAGAGGAACAGCAUCCAGAAACCCUAAUUGCUUCUGGCCCUAAUUUCAACACGCCUCCCCGUCGAUCCACUCGCCGGAACCCUAGCCUCAACGGAACCACUCCGCCCUCCGGGGCAGACCGCGUCAGCCACGAUGAAGACGAGGACGAGGACGACGACGAGGACGAGCGCAAGGAGAAAAAGGUCAAGCUCGUGGUGCGUUUGCCCCAUUCCAAUCACCAUUACUCUCACCCUAGAUCGUCGGCGGCCAAUUCCCUGUCCCUGAACUCGGCUUCCUGCGGCUCGGAUUCGAAUGCCGACGGGGACAAUCACGAUGUGCCUCUCAACAAUCCCAAGAUCAAUGCCGCUGGCGUUGGAUCUGGUGAUCAGUUAGAAAAGGUUCAGAAAGCGAUGGACACUCUACAUGGUUCCGGGUCGCAGUUGGAAACUGGCCCCACAACACCUUUGCCAGAUAAAAAGUUUUUGGUCUUCAUUCUUGAUAGGCUUCAAAAGAAAGAUACUUACGGGGUAUUCUCAGAGCCUGUUGAUCCGAAUGAGCUUCCUGAUUACCAUGAAAUUAUAGAGCACCCAAUGGAUUUUGGAACUGUGAGGAGGAAACUAGAGGACGGGCAUUAUCCUAACUUGGAUGAGUUUGAGGCAGAUGUCUCCUUGAUAUGUACAAAUGCAAUGCUGUAUAAUGCUCCAGAUACCAUUUACUAUAGACAGGCACGGUCCAUAAAAGAUCUGGCGAAGAGGGACUUUGAAAAUUUGAGACAAGUCAAUGAUGAUGGUGAACCAGAACCAAAAAUUGUGAGGAGAGGCAGACCACCUAGCAAGAAUUUGAAAAAGUCUGUCGGAAGUCCUCCAUUUGAGCGUGUUGGUCCUGAGUCCUCGUCUGAUGCAACUCUUGCUACUGUUGGAGAUAAUGCAAUUGGAUCUAAUUCUUACAAUCUGAGAAAGGCACCUAUGCCAUUCAGAUUUCGUUCGGAUGAUUCAUUAUUUAGGGCUGCUCACCAAUCCCGCAAUAGUGAAACAGGCACAGACUGGUUAUCUGAAUGGAAUAGCGAAUUUCCAGCUUCUGUUUUAAAGGCCGAGGCAAAAUAUGGAAAGAAACAAUUUCCUUUAGAUGAGAACAGGCGUGCCACCUACAAACAAUUCCAUCCUUCAGCUUUUGCUCAUGAUCCAUCUGCAUUGACUACCCUCAAUGGAGACAUAAAACAGCUGAUGGGGGUAGGUGUACAUUCAGAGCAUGGUUAUGCAAGAAGCUUAGCACGGUUUGCUGCAAAUCUUGGGCCAGUUGCUUGGAAGAUUGCUUCAAGGAAAAUUGAGCAUGUUCUGCCACCUGGAGUAAAAUUUGGUCCUGGUUGGGUAGGAGAUGAUGGGGUAUCAUCACGUUCACCAUCUGCAUUACAGGAGCAGAAAUAUUCAAACAAUUUGGUCCAUGAUGCACAUCCACAGGAACGAGUUGAAGGUGUUAGUGGACAUAAUUCCAACAACGAGUCAGAUGUAUCGAAGAGCGGUUUUGGUGGAAUAAGCCCAGGACCUUCCUUCCAGACUCAGCAGAAGCUCAUACUUCAGCCCCAUAGGAGUGGUUUCAAUGGCGUCUCAGGUUAUGAUCUUUCCUCUCAGAUGGGGAUGGUAAGAGGACGACUACCAUUGUCAACAGGUCAAUCUGGGCUGGAAGAGGCUUCCGUGCCUUCUCAGAUGCUUGGUGUGGUUCCCAGAGGGAAUACAUCAUUGACUCCUCCAUCGGUGCCUAAUCAUAUAAUACCAGAAUCCAACCUGCCCGGAAAUUCUAACAGUACACAUGAAAACAUUGCAACUCGAGUUACAGCACCCAAUUCACGUGCAGCAGCAGCACCUGAAGUGGCCUGGCAGGGAUUCUCAUCGCAGCAGCAAAAACAGUAUUCUCACCCAGUUCCACCACCUGACCUGAAUGUCAGAUUCCAGGCACCAGGUUCGCCUCGUUCUAGUUCUCGCAAUAUGGGGUCACCGCAACACCCAGAUUUAGCAUUGCAGCUGUGAUGUGAGUUGGAGUGCUAAUUUUUCUUACUGGACUUGGGCGUGAGAAGAGGGAGAUUGCCGCUGCCUGCUGGGAAUAAGUGGGGGAUCAAAAAUCCCAGUGCUGGAGAUAUUAUGGGCAGACAGACCCAACCUCUGAUACCUGAUUGGUGUUUCAGGUCAGUUAUAGAAUUGGAGUUAGAAUAGGAUAGAGCGUAGGGGGAAGAAGUCUUGUACAGAUUAAUGUACCAAUUUUUUAGGGUUAAAACCACAGAAUCUUAUUGCCAAGAUCUGAAUUGGUUUUCAGUUGGAUACUUUAAAUUAAUUACUAAUUGAAUAAAUAGCAAAAAAAGCCGCAGGAAAUGUAUUAUUAUUGUUA